GCCGGAAAGGGCGGGCGGAAGGCGGCCCCCGGCCCCGGCCAGGGACGGGCGCGGCCGCAGGGCCUGGGAGUGGCGUGAGGGCCACUGGCGCGAUCCGGGGACCGCCCGGGCGGCUCACCCGCCUGCCGACUGCAGGACGGCAGCGCGAGCGCGGCGGCGGCGGCGGCGGGGCGCAGCUCCCUCCUCGGUUCGCGCUCGCGCUCUGUGCCCAACCCGGCAACUUCCGGACUCCCGGGUAGGGAGGAGCCCCGGGUCGGCAAUGCCAGCUGUCCUAACACCGAACACACACGGCCGGUGUGGAGAAAGCGGUCGGCCCAGGGUUCCCUCCCCUGCCUUGGGGUGCAUCUGCUCAAACUCUUCCAGUCCCUCAAGCAGAAAUGGUGUGGGUUCUGGGCCGGAACCCUCUUGCAGUGACUCAAAGCCGCCAGCCGUACUGGAAGGACAGGGUGGAUGGCCCUUAGCCUCCUCUCCCUUCUGAACUGGUUCACACCACCCCAGUGGCUUCAGUCCCGGGUGCUGUCGUCUUUUCCCUGUGACUCCCCUCCGCUUUGCUUCUCAUACUUCCUCUGGUUUUCCUGCCUCCCUCUUCCGCGGUGGGAUGCAAAGCUGGACCAAGGCCUCCAGGCAGUUUCCUUGGGGAGAGAGGACCUGCUGUCUACCCCAGGACCCCCAUCUCACCACUGUCGGCAGGAAGAGCUCUGCCAUCAAAGAACACAGCACAGGGCCAGGCCCGGCCCAUGGGCCCUUCUCCAGACAACCCGACGGCACCAGUGGGGCUGCUCUCCUAAGCCACAGAGGGCCUGGGCACACGGUCCUCUGGGAGGAGCCAUGGUGUUUAGGAGGGGCAGGGGCAACUCCCAGUGGUGGCCUGGACUGGGAGGUGGGGGAGGUUGCCCUCGCCCCCUAGGCAUGUUCAGGGCUUUCUUGCUACUUGUCAGCCUGCCUUUGGGAGCCCGGGGAAUAGCCAGUGCCAACCUCAGCACACCUCUGGGCCAUACUGUGCCACUGACAGGGGGCCAAUACUUGAGCAUUGGGGAUGGCUCUGUGAUGGAAUUUGAAUUCCCAGAAGAGAGCGAGGGCAUCAUUGUAAUCUCGAGCCAGUACCCAGGCCAGGGCAACAGGACAGGGCCUGGCCCCAUGCUGAGGGUCACCUCCUUGGACACAGAGGUGCUGACCAUCAAGAAUGUGAGUGCCAUAACCUGGGGUGGUGGGGGCGGCUUUGUGGUGAGCAUCCACUCGGGCCUGCCUGGGCUGGCCCCACUCCACAUCCAGCUCCUGGACCCCCACGAGGCCCCGCCCAUGCUAAUUGAGGAACGGAGAGAUUUCCGCAUCAAGGUCUCACCUGCUGAAGACACCCCCACCACCCUUGGCACCGACUUCAUCCACUUCUCGGAGAACCCAAUACUCUACUUGCUCUUGCCUCUUAUCUUUGUCAACAAGUGUUCAUUUGGGUGCAAAGUAGAACUCGAGGUUCUGAAGGGGCUCCUGCAGAGCCCCCAGCCCAUGCUGCUGGGCCUCCUAGGCCAGUUCCUGGUCAUGCCCUUCUAUGCUUUCCUGAUGGCCAAGGUCUUCAUGCUGCCCAAGGCCCUGGCUCUAGGCCUCAUCAUCACCUGCUCGUCGCCUGGCGGCGGGGGUAGCUACCUCUUCAGCCUCCUCCUUGGAGGGGACGUCACCCUGGCCAUUUCCAUGACUUUCAUCUCAACAGUGGCUGCCACCGGUUUCCUGCCAUUGUCCUCAGCCAUCUACAGCCGCCUGCUCAGCAUCCAUGAAACACUCCACGUGCCCAUCUCCAAGAUCCUGGGGACCCUGCUGUUCAUCGCCAUCCCCAUAGCAGCAGGCGUGGUGAUCAAGUCCAAGCUCCCCAAGUUCUCCCAGUUGCUGCUGCAGGUCAUCAAGCCCUUCAGCUUUGUGCUUCUCCUGGGUGGCCUCUUCCUGGCCUACCGCAUGGGGGUCUUCAUCCUGGCAGGCGUCAGGCUGCCCAUCGUGCUGGUGGGCCUCACAGUGCCCCUGGUUGGCCUCCUGGUGGGCUAUUGCCUGGCCACAUGCCUGAAGCUGCCAGUGGCCCAGCGGCGGACGGUCAGCAUUGAGGUAGGGGUACAGAACAGCGUGCUGGCCUUGGCCAUGCUGCAAUUGUCCCUCCGUCGCCUUCAAGCAAACUACGCCUCCCAGGCCCCCUUCAUUGUAGCACUAAGUGGCACCUCAGAAAUGCUGGCCUUGGUCAUUGGCCACUUCAUCUAUAGCAACCUGUGCCCAGUCCCCUGAGGCCCCUGGGUCAAGCUUUCACCACCCUUCGCCCCCCACCCUCCACCCACUGUACCCACAGUUCUUGUGUACCAAAGGCCUUCAGCUCUCAUGCACUAUGCACUCAGAAAAAAAAUCCAGGCUUAUUUUUUUUACUGGUUUUUUAUUCUCCAGCUUUCAGUGCCAAAGAGGCCAUGCUGAGUUAGGUAGGUGGGCACUGUUCAGAAGAUAUAUUUCAAUAAAAGAGAGAAGCAA
Molecule: messenger RNA, 2496 nt
Organism: Zalophus californianus (California sea lion)
Lineage: Eukaryota; Metazoa; Chordata; Mammalia; Carnivora; Otariidae
Gene: SLC10A3
Product: solute carrier family 10 member 3
Exons: 3
Coding region: 451-2262 (603 amino acids)
Biological process (GO): bile acid and bile salt transport
Cellular component (GO): membrane
Molecular function (GO): bile acid:sodium symporter activity
Source: RefSeq, a predicted model, not a curated record